UAAACAAAACAGGACAACCUUUCACUCUCUCUCUCUGUCUUCUGCUCAUUCUGUCUCCCUCUGUCCAAAUUCAGGGAGAGAAAUUUCAAUUCCUUAAGAUCGAAACCAUUUUCUCUUCAAUCCUCACAAAACCCGCUUUCCCGCAUUUUCUCGGAAACUUUCCUUCGGUUCAUUUUUCUCGGAAAAAGUAUGGGAAUUGCAAAGAGUUCAUUUCCUUUGUGUCAGCUUUACUCUUCCCAUGUGCUGUAGUGAGCGAACGACACAGUUCGUUUGAAAAACCUCUGCUUUUCUCUCUUUUAGAUAUUUUCAGUCGCUCUGUUUUCCACAAAAGUGCAGAAUGGGAAUCUCUAGAUUUCGAGGCUCUUUGAAAGCUCAUUUAACUUUUUUGGGGAAUUAGUCGAGCUGUGUAUAUAAAGCCCUAGUUUUUUGGUACCUAAAGGUUACGCUAUUUUUCUUUCACUUAUUUUCUGUGGAAUUCUGGGUGGGUCUUGACUUUCUUAGGGGUUUUGGGCAAGUUGGAGUCUGGGCAUUGGAAAAAUGGGGGUUUUAGUGGUUUCUGCAAGGUGGUGUUUCGAAGGGGUUGAGUAUUGGCUUGGUGAAUUUUGAAUGUGAAUGGACCAAAGGGUUGGUAGGAGUAUAACUUUGAGGGGCUCAAGUGGUGGAAAAGUUGAGAUCUGUUUUGGGAACUUGAAGAGCAAGGUCAAUGAAUGUGCAUAGUGGAAGUGUCAAAUCCAUAUGCUUUUGGGUCUCUGGGGGUCUUUCUGGUUGUCUGAGCUUUUGAAAGUAAAAGAAGAAUCUGGGUUUUAGUGAAUUUUCUAGAUGGGUAUUUGAUGAUUUGAGGGUUUGUUGGAUCAUAUUACCUGCUCGGGCAAACCCAUAUUCUGGUUGAAUUCGAAGUGUGUAUUUUAUUUUUCUUUUGAUUCUGAGUGGGGAAAAAGGCUGAGAUCCUUGGAGAAUUUGGUGUUAAGCCAAAGGAGUGAUACUAAUGUCAGGAGCUCCAAGAGUAAGGUCUAUCAAUGUGGCUGAUUCAGAGUCAAGGCCAGUGCUUGGACCUGCUGGGAACAAGGCAGGGACGUUCAGUGCACGAAAACCAGUUUCAAAACCACUGAGAAAGGCUGAGAAAUUGGCUGAGAAGGUUGCCUCAGCUGAAGAGAAGAAAACUCGUCAAUCUUCAAUGCUAACUACCUCUCCUCAGCUGCAUUCUCCCAGUGUUCCGUCAGUGCUUCGUCGACACGAGCAGUUAUUGCACUCAAAUUUUUCACUAAAUGCUUCAUGUUCAUCGGAUGCCUCUACGGAUUCAUUUCAUAGUAGAGCAUCUACUGGUAGGUUGACUAGGUCGAAUAGUGCCGGCAGUAGGAGGAAGCAGUAUGUUUCGAAGCCAAGAAGUGUUGUUUCUGAUGGUGGAUUGGAUUCUCCCCCUGAUGGUUCGCAGUCUAAGAAGAGGUGUGCUUGGGUGACGCCUAAUACUGAUCCAUGUUAUGCUGCUUUUCAUGAUGAAGAAUGGGGGCUUCCAGUACACGAUGACAAGAAACUGUUUGAGCUUCUUGUCUUAUCUGGUGCUUUGGCUGAACUUUCAUGGCCUGCCAUUCUAAGCAAAAAGCACAUCUUUAGGGAAGUGUUUGCAGACUUUGAUCCCGUUGCCAUCUCAAAGUUGAAUGAGAAGAAGCUAAUAGCACCCGGAAGCACUGCAAGUUCCCUAUUGUCUGAACUAAAGUUGCGUGCUAUCAUUGAGAAUGCACGUCAAAUGACCAAGGUCAUAGAAGAGUUUGGAUCAUUUGACAAGUAUAUUUGGAGCUUUGUGAAUAACAAGCCUAUAGUUAGCAGAUUCCGGUAUCCUCGGCAGGUUCCGGCAAAAACUCCAAAAGCAGAUGUGAUAAGCAAAGACCUCGUGAGAAGGGGAUUUCGAAGUGUGGGGCCAACUGUUAUUUAUUCUUUCAUGCAGGUCGCUGGAAUUACAAAUGACCAUCUCGUUAGUUGCUUCAGAUUUCAGGAGUGCCUAAACGCAGCGGAAGGGAAGGAAGAGUAUGGAAUCAAGGAUGAGGCUGAAAAGAAAACAGAAAAUGGGAUAGAAUCGGACUUAUCUGUUGCCAUGGAUGAAUUGAGUUUCUCCUCAGACUUAUAAAGAAAAUGCCUUGGUCAGCCGGUUUCAAUCAUCAGUUUGCCACAUUGACUGAUUCAGAGCUACUCUUGUAUUGGGUAGUAGUGAAGAGGGUUUUGUGUGUAAUUAAUGAAUUCUGAAGCAUUAUGGAUUCUCGCUUUGUAGAUUACUGAAGUGGAUUAAAAUGAAAACUGGUGAUUGUGCCGUUGGUGCGGCUUCCCUAGUCU
Molecule: messenger RNA, 2325 nt
Organism: Prunus avium (sweet cherry)
Lineage: Eukaryota; Viridiplantae; Streptophyta; Magnoliopsida; Rosales; Rosaceae
Product: DNA glycosylase superfamily protein
Biological process (GO): base-excision repair
Molecular function (GO): DNA-3-methyladenine glycosylase activity
Source: RefSeq, a predicted model, not a curated record